This is a messenger RNA of Triplophysa dalaica, 963 nucleotides long. Its product is annotated as zona pellucida sperm-binding protein 3-like. Gene Ontology annotation, cellular component: extracellular matrix. Gene Ontology annotation, molecular function: acrosin binding. The transcript is spliced from 6 exons. Bases 1 to 963 code for a protein of 320 amino acids. The record is from RefSeq and is a predicted model, not a curated record. Lineage: Eukaryota; Metazoa; Chordata; Actinopteri; Cypriniformes; Nemacheilidae. Gene Ontology annotation, biological process: egg coat formation; binding of sperm to zona pellucida; positive regulation of acrosome reaction.
AUGCCUCACUUUCCCCAAACCAACGACCCCAUGCUUGUACCACAGAGAUUUCCAUCUCAGUUUUCAAUGCAGACUCCUGGUGCGGUUGGUGGAAAUCUCGGUCAAGAUCCUCUUGGUGUUCAGUCGAAGCAGCUUAUGCAGGGUCCCAUGGUUAAACUGACGUGGACCUUUCCAAGCCUACCCGAAGAACCUGUACAGCCAGAGAUUCCUUUUGAGCUGCGGAACCCUUUGUCUCCCAAUAGUGUAGGGGCUCAGUGCGGGGAGAAUUCUGUGUAUGUUGAAGUGAUGGAGGACUUCUUUGGGACUGGACAACUACUAAUGGCUUCAAUGGUCUAUACUCCCCAAGAGUAUUCAAAUGGUGUUCCAAUUGUAAGGAGUAGUGGUGCUGUGGUCAGUAUUGAGUGUCACUAUCCAAGAAUGCAUAAUGUGAGCAGCAAUGUCCUGGUGCCCACUUGGGUACCAUAUGCAGCUACUAAGGUUGCAGUAGAGCGGUUGGUCUUUUCCCUCAAGCUUAUGACUGAUGAGUGGCUGUUUGAGAGGCCUUCAAACCAGUAUUUCCUGGGUGACAUUGUGAAUAUUGAGGCCUCUGUGAAGACUUACAACCAUGUACCUUUGCGUGUGUUUGUGGACCGUUGCGUAGCCACUGUGUCCCCUGAUGUGAACUCUGCUCCCAGAUACUCCUUCAUUGAGAAUAAUGGGUGCCUGGUUGAUGCAAAGUUCACCGGCUCAAGUUCUCGCUACCUGCCUCGCAGUCAAAUUGAUAAGGUGCAGUUUCAGCUGGAGGCUUUCAGGUUCCAGCAAGCGAACAGUGGGCUGGUCUACAUCACAUGCAUUUUGAAGGCGGUUCCUGUAGCCACUGCAACAAAUUCUGAGCAGAAGGCUUGCUCGUUUUCCCCUAAUGGGUGGGUGUCUGUGGAUGAAUCUGAUCAGGUGUGUGGCUGCUGUGACUCAACCUGUAGCUAA